This is a messenger RNA of Marmota flaviventris (yellow-bellied marmot), 3197 nucleotides long. NCBI's taxonomy places the organism in Eukaryota, Metazoa, Chordata, Mammalia, Rodentia, Sciuridae. The record is from RefSeq and is a predicted model, not a curated record.
UUACCUGCAGUUGUUCACUUUUGUUGAAAGUGACCAUGUCUCAAGUCCAAGUGCAAGUUCAGAACCCAUCUGCUGCUCUCUCAGGGAGCCAAAUACUGAACAAGAACCAGUCUCUUCUCUCACAGCCUUUGAUGAGUAUUCCUUCUACUACUAGCUCUCUGCCCUCUGAAAAUGCAGGUAGACCUAUUCAAAACUCUGCUUUACCCUCUGCAUCUAUUACAUCCACCAGUGCAGCUGCAGAAAGCAUAACUCCUACUGUUCAACUAAAUGCACUGUGCAUGAAACUUGGAAAAAAACCAAUGUAUAAGCCUGUUGACCCUUACUCUCGGAUGCAGUCCACCUACAACUACAACAUGAGAGGAGGUGCUUAUCCCCCGAGGUACUUUUACCCAUUUCCAGUUCCACCCUUACUUUAUCAAGUUGAACUUUCUGUGGGAGGACAGCAAUUCAAUGGGAAAGGAAAGACGAGACAGGCUGCGAAACACGAUGCUGCUGCUAAAGCCUUGAGGAUCCUGCAGAACGAGCCUCCGCCUGAGAGACUGGAGAUGAAUGGAAGAGAAUCAGAAGAAGAAAAUCUCAAUAAAUCUGAAAUAAGUCAAGUGUUUGAGAUUGCACUUAAACGGAACUUGCCUGUGAAUUUCGAGUCUUUCCCUCUGACACAGGUGGCCCGGGAGAGUGGCCCGCCCCACAUGAAGAGCUUCGUGACCAGGGUUUCGGUUGGGGAGUUCGUGGGGGAAGGGGAAGGGAAGAGCAAGAAGAUCUCCAAGAAGAACGCGGCCCGUGCUGUGCUCGAGGAGCUCAGGAAGCUGCCCCCUCUGCCUGCCAUGGAGCGUGUGAAGCCCAGGAUCAAAAGGAAAACCAGGCCCACAGGCAAGCUACAGACAAGCCCAGAGUAUGGCCAAGGAAUGAAUCCCAUCAGCAGACUGGCCCAGAUCCAGCAGGCCAAGAAGGAGAAGGAGCCGGAGUACACGCUGCUUACCGAGCGAGGCCUCCCCCGUCGCAGGGAGUUCGUGAUGCAGGUGAAGGUGGGAAACCACACCGCAGAAGGAACGGGCACCAAUAAGAAGGUGGCCAAACGCAACGCAGCUGAGAACAUGCUGGAGAUCCUUGGUUUUAAAGUCCCACAGGCCCAGCCCACCAAACCUGCGCUCAAGUCAGAGGAGAAGACACCAAUAAAGAAACCAGGGGAUGGAAGAAAAGUAACCUUUUUUGAACCUGGCUCUGGGGACGAAAAUGGGACUAGUAAUAAAGAGGACGAAUUUAGGAUGCCUUAUCUCAGUCAUCAGCAGCUGCCUGCUGGGAUUCUUCCCAUGGUGCCCGAGGUCGCCCAGGCCGUAGGAGUUAGUCAAGGACAUCACACCAAAGAUUUCACCAGGGCAGCUCCAAAUCCUGCCAAGGCCACGGUAACUGCCAUGAUAGCCCGAGAAUUGUUGUACGGGGGCACUUCACCCACAGCCGAGACCAUUUUAAAGAAUAACAUCUCUUCAGGCCACGUACCCCAUGGACCUCUCACAAGACCCUCUGAGCAACUAGACUAUCUUUCCAGAGCCCAGGGAUUCCAGGUUGAAUACAAAGACUUCCCCAAAAACAACAAGAACGAAUUUGUAUCUCUCAUCAAUUGCUCCUCUCAGCCACCUCUGAUCAGCCACGGUAUCGGCAAGGAUGUGGAGUCCUGCCAUGAUAUGGCUGCUCUGAAUAUUUUAAAGUUGCUGUCUGAGUUGGACCAACAAAGUACAGAGACGCCAAGAACAGGCAACGGGCCAGCGUCCAUGUGUGGGAGGUGCUGAACAUUUUCUGGCCGUGAACCAUUUUGAAACGCAACAUAUAUACUGAACACACUGAAACUGCUUUGAAAAUUUGGAAUUUCUGAUACGUCCAAGUGGGCUGAGAGAUGUGGUGGGUCAGAGGCGGGCGGCAGCAUGGAGACCACAGCGACCCGAGGUGGCCAGCGGAUGAGGCAGCUGCUGGGGGAGAGGCUCGUGGGCAUCCAGCGGCGGCUCGGUGCUUGGCCUUUUUUUUUUGUCUCUCUUUGCUGUGUAAAAAAGAAACAAAACAUGAACGUUCUUGUCCUGGUGACUCAGACACUUUGGGACAACCCUGGACAGCCACGCUGGAGAGAGGCCCUAGACCGGCCCCAGAGCUAACAGCACCAGAGAAAAUCCAAUGCUUCCUCCUCAGCUGACCUACCUUCCUAGCGGGCCGGCCACCCACCGCCUACGUCGUGCCCACCCUGAACACCACUUCCUCCCCAGUGAGGCGUGCUCUUCUUCGUUUCAUUAUUUUCUUUUGAUUGAUAUGACACUAUAUAAAGUUUUCAUUUGAGAGUUUCUCAAUUGUAUCUAGUUAUAUAGCACAGUUUAGAAACUUGUCUGAGACUGACUUUAUCAGUACCUAACCGGCAAAGAUCAUAUCCAUGUGUGUGGUUAUGCGUUCCUAUUUCAUUGGACUAACCCAGGACCCUUUCAGUAGUGCAGGUUGUGGCCCUUUGGUUUAGCUGAAAAAGUCCUGGACUUCUCAGAAAACUUGAUGAAGUCUCCCACAGUUGUAUAAAUUGGACAAUUUAGGAAUUUUAAACUUUAGAUGAUCAUUUGGUCCUUUUCUAUUUUAUUUUUAUUUUUGUUAAUGCAACAGGACUUAAAUAAAUGAACUUUGAUCUUUGUUUUAAAGAUUAUAAAAAAAUUGUGUCUAUCCAUCUGGCUCUUGAGGACGUUUAGCUUUCACCACACUGCGGGGUCACGCACACGGGCCCGCAGCUGACUCUCCUCGAGUGCUUGAUACUGUUAAUGACAUCUCCAUGUUGGGCUGAGAAGAACGACCGUUUGUAUAUACAGCUGUGUUGCUUUUGAUGCUGUGCUGUUGUACACACAGACGUGUGCACAGAGUCUGCUCUGUCCUGGUGAAGAGCACGUAGCCCUGCCGGUUCAGUACUGCUUCCACCCGUUGUCACGCUGGAACUUUCUCCCCAUGGAAUGUAAGUAAAACUUAGUGUUUGUCACCAAUAAAUGGUAAUACUAAAAUUUUUUUUAAUUUAUUUUUAAAUGCCAGUAUGUUAGGUUGGUCUCCUUCCAAGUCAUCCCUCCCCUUUUUUAUUUUUAAGAAAAAAUGAUUUGUAAUGCUUGUGAUUCCCUCUGGGCAAAAUCUGAAGAUCUGAGAUAACUUUAUAUCAAACCAUUGAUCAAUAAACAGCUACUAAUGAA